Messenger RNA from Penicillium pulvis, 1557 nucleotides. RefSeq names its product MFS transporter. Bases 1 to 1557 code for a protein of 518 amino acids. NCBI's taxonomy places the organism in Eukaryota, Fungi, Ascomycota, Eurotiomycetes, Eurotiales, Aspergillaceae. The record is from RefSeq and is a predicted model, not a curated record. Gene Ontology annotation, molecular function: carbohydrate:proton symporter activity. Gene Ontology annotation, biological process: carbohydrate transport; transmembrane transport. Gene Ontology annotation, cellular component: membrane. The transcript has a single exon.
AUGCCCAACAAAUUCGAGAUAAACACCUACAGUUUCUGGAUAGUCACAUACGUGGCAAUAGGCACAAUAUCAAGCGCCUACGGUCUAGCAAUAAUAGGCACAACAGUCGGCCAACCAAACUUCUACAAAUACUUCAACCUAGCCCCACAAGGCACACAAGGAUAUGACCACACAACGAACAUAAUCGGCGCGCUCAACGGAGUAAACUCAGCCGGUGCAAUAAUAGGCUGUAUAUUCCAAGCCUGGGCCGGCGACUACUUCGGUCGAAAAUGGACCAUGCAGUUUGGACUCGUGGUUCUGAUCAUUGGCGGUGCAUUGUGCGCAGGCACAGUCGAUAUCGCGAUGUUCAUCGUUGCGCGUCUGGUUGCGGGCAUCGGAUCAGGUGCGCUGGCUUGUAUUGUACCCACUUACCAAGCUGAGAUCGCGACUGCCGAGACGAGGGGUGCGAUGGUUGCUAUCACGGGGAUUAUGUAUGCGGUUGGGUAUUCGAUUGCGGCCUGGCUUGGGUAUGCGUGUUAUCAUAUUAGUGAGAGCGAUUCAGCGGUUCAGUUCUCUUGGAGAUUUCCUUUGGCUGUUCAGGUUCUCUUCCCCCUUAUUGUCCUGGUUGGGAGUCCGUUUGUUCCUGAGUCGCCGAGGUGGUUGUUGCAGCAGGGAUAUCGAGAGAAAGCGCUGUCUGUUGUUUCGCGUUUACAGCGGGAUAUCGUUAACGCGAGACAGGAGUUCUUUUUAAUUGAGAAGCAGUUUGAACUUGAUCGGUCAAUUCAGACGAGGUGGUUUGAGAUCUUGAGGACUCCUGCUAAUCGGCGACGGGCGUUUGUGGCGUGUGCGUUGAUGUGGGGGGAUCAGUUUCUGGGGAUUUUCAUCAUUACGAAUUAUGGUGUUUUAAUCUAUGAGAGUAUUGGAUUUCAGGACCCGGUGCCGCUUUUGCUUUAUGCGUGCUGGGCCAGUUUCACCCUGAUUGGAAAUACGUGGACGGCACUCUACGUCGACCGAUAUGGACGCCGGAAAUUCCUGCUGAUUGGUUCCAUUGGCUGUGUUGGCUGUCUGAUAUUUUUGUGUGCGCUUUGUGCCCAAUAUCUUGGAACAGACAACACAGCUGGGCUGCACGCUGCCGUCUUUUUCGUCUUCUUCUAUUGUUUCUGGUGGUGUUUCUUUAUGGAUGCUACGCAGUACAUCUACAUUUCCGAGAUAUUCCCGAACCACUUGCGGACUCAAGGUGUAGCGUUGGGUAUUGCAUUCUUCUACCUUGCAUCAGAAGUUACCUUGGUCGCUGCACCUGUAGGUCUAGCCAAGAUUGGCUGGAAGUUCUACUUAGUGCUGAUCGUCCCGUCCCUUUUCUAUAUCGGAGUGAUUUAUCUUUUCUUCCCCGAAACGAAGGGACGGGCUCUCGAGGAGAUUGGUGCUUUGUUUGGCGACGAUGCUCAUGUUGCCGUUCACUGGUACGAUGCGACGGAGGAGGAACGCGAGAAAAUGGCCGAGGAGGCUCUUCGAGGACUUCCUCAGGCUGAAAGUUCUGAGGACAAGGUCCAUUCGUCUCACCAUGAUUUCGCAGCAUGA